AUGGCCCUGAACAGGAAGUGCAACCAUCAUCAUCAUCACCAAAGAAGAAAAGUUGAAAGUAUUGCGACAAUUUAUGAGGAAAGGACAUCAAUGAAGAAAAUCGAUAAAAAACCCGAGACGCAUGUUGGAAAGCUCAAUGAGGAUUUUAAAAAGUUUGAUUUUUACGAUAUUCCUUCAAGUUAUAAUCGAUAUAAUGCAGCAGUCUUGUUUGCAACCUAUUUAACGUUCAAUAAUAUCGGCUUUGCUGGAACUUCCCGUUCAAACGAUUUGAUUUCUCCCCAGAAAUUUGAUGACUCUAUUUACGUUUUCAUUGAUAAUUCCAAUAUUUUAGCUGGAUUCAAUUUAAAUUUAGAAACCGCAAACCAAAGGAAUGUCAAACGCAAAUGUUUAGCAGCUUCCAAACCAUUGUUUAAACCACUCACACAAGCGGAACAAGCCGGUUAUGAAUGUUCAGUUUUACAACAGACUCAAGCGCCAUCUACUUUGGUCCUCGCUAGUGGAAAUGGAAAUGAUGCUGAAUAUAAUGAAGGAGGCUUUUACAAAUCAACGCCUUCCUUUCCAAUGGAAAAUUUGCCACAAUAUAUGAACGAGAUAGGAAAGGGCUUACCAUUUGCACUUUUGGUUCUUAUGCAUCUGAGUGCCAAACUAAAAGAAGC
Molecule: messenger RNA, 656 nt
Organism: Funneliformis geosporum
Lineage: Eukaryota; Fungi; Glomeromycota; Glomeromycetes; Glomerales; Glomeraceae
Source: the annotation of a GenBank genome assembly